Messenger RNA from Guillardia theta CCMP2712, 882 nucleotides. RefSeq lists its product as hypothetical. The transcript is spliced from 12 exons. Gene Ontology annotation, cellular component: cytoplasm; cytosol. Gene Ontology annotation, molecular function: diaminopimelate epimerase activity. NCBI's taxonomy places the organism in Eukaryota, Cryptophyceae, Pyrenomonadales, Geminigeraceae. The coding region runs from base 1 to 882 and encodes 293 amino acids. The record is from RefSeq and is a predicted model, not a curated record.
AUGCCGGUCAAGUUUCGCAAGAUGUUCGGACUGGGCAACGACUUCAUCGUCAUCGAUGCUCGUCAAGACAGCAAGCUUUCUGCUGCUGCUGAGCCUCGUAGAGCCACCGCGUUGACGGACAGGAAGACAGGGAUCGGCUGCGACCAGCUUAUCAUCCUGGAGGCUUGCGAGGAUGCCAUGUGCCGCAUGAGGAUCAUCAACGCCGACGGCUCGGAGGUUGGAGCUUGCGGCAACGCCACCAGGUGCAUCGGCGGCCUUCUCUUCCAAGAGAAACCAGACGCACCGGAGGCGACCAUCCGCACCAAGGCUGGUCUGCUGCGAUGCUUCAAGUGUGAAGACCCCGACAUGAUCACGGUGGACAUGGGGGAGCCGGGCUUGAAGUGGGAGCAGGUCCCUGUGAGCAAGGAGGUGGACACUCUUCACUGCAAGGAGGCGUGUGAGGGUCCAGGGCUCACGGACUGCGCAUGCUGCAGCAUGGGUAACCCACACGCCACGUUCUUCGUGGAUGACUGCGAGAAAGUUCCGCUUCAGGAGAUUGGUCAUGAUCUCGAGCAUCACGCCUUCUUUCCGGAGCGAUGCAACGUGUCUGUUGUCACGGUAAGCAAAGACAAGAAGAGCAUCCGCAUGCGCGUGUGGGAGCGAGGAACCGGCAUCACCCUCGCAUGCGGCACUGGCGCCUGUGCCACUGCCGUGAACGCAAUUCGCCGAGGAUACGUGGGCAAGGCUGAGAACUACACGACGGAGGUGAAGAUGGACGGAGGUUCGCUUGUCAUCACGUAUGCUCCUCCUGGUAGCGGCGGCGAGAAGGAAGGUCACGUGCUCAUGACGGGUCGCUUCGACACGGCCUUCACUGGGGAGAUCCCCGACUCUCUGUGGGGAUAA